This is a messenger RNA of Prunus armeniaca (apricot), 885 nucleotides long. NCBI's taxonomy places the organism in Eukaryota, Viridiplantae, Streptophyta, Magnoliopsida, Rosales, Rosaceae. The record is from the annotation of a GenBank genome assembly.
AUGGCUUCUGGUGGCAAGCAGCAAUUCCCUCCUCAGAAACAAGGAACUCAGCCUGGGAAAGAACAUUUCAUGGACCCCAAUCCUCAGUUCACAAACCCAGAUUACAAGCCCUCCAAUAAGCUCCAAGGGAAGGUGGCGCUAAUUACAGGAGGGGACUCUGGGAUUGGUCGAGCUGUGUGCUAUCUGUUUGCUCAAGAGGGUGCAACUGUGGCCUUCACAUAUGUGAAGGAGCAGGAGGACAAGGACGCAAAUGACACACUCCAAAUGAUAAAAAAGGUGAAGACUUCUGAUGCCAAGGACCCCAAGGCCCUUGCAGCCGAUCUGGGUUAUGAUGAAAACUGCAAGAAGGUUGUUGAGGAGGUGGCAAAAGCCUAUGGCCGCAUCGAUAUCCUCAUCAACAAUGCGGCCGAGCAGUACAAGGCGGGCUCCAUGGAAGAGAUUGAUGAGCCCCGUUUGGAGAGGGUUUUCAGAACCAACAUAUUUUCUCAUUUCUACAUGACCAGGCAUGCUUUGAAGCACAUGAAAGAAGGCAGCUCCAUUAUUUGCACAACAUCAGUGAACGCCUACAAGGGACACGCCCAGCUGCUUGAGUAUACUUCCACCAAAGGAGCCAUUGUGGCAUUCAUUAGAGCACUUUCUCUUCAGCUGGUAAGCAAAGGCAUUCGUGUCAACGGUGUAGCUCCGGGACCCAUCUGGACACCGUUGAUUCCAGCAUCUUUUGAUGAGGUGGAGAUUACACAGUUUGGCUCCGAAGUGCCAAUGCAGCGAGCUGGACAGCCGUAUGAGGUUGCGCCGGCUUACGUCUUCCUUGCUGACAAUGCUUUCUCUUCUUAUUACACUGGCCAAGUUCUCCAUCCCAAUGGUGGGACUGUAGUGAAUGCUUGA